Molecule: messenger RNA, 810 nt
Organism: Debaryomyces fabryi
Lineage: Eukaryota; Fungi; Ascomycota; Pichiomycetes; Serinales; Debaryomycetaceae
Exons: 1
Coding region: 1-810 (269 amino acids)
Biological process (GO): protein K11-linked ubiquitination; anaphase-promoting complex-dependent catabolic process; metaphase/anaphase transition of mitotic cell cycle
Cellular component (GO): anaphase-promoting complex
Molecular function (GO): molecular adaptor activity
Source: RefSeq, a predicted model, not a curated record
AUGCAAAGUGACAUGGCCCAAGGACUAACGUUGCCGGCGUUUGAUCUAAGAUCUGAUAUCAAACAUCCUUAUUCAUCAAGUAUUGGCUAUAUGACAGUUUUAUAUCCAAAUAACCGACAACUAUUGAUAUCCAAAAGAGAAGUUAUCCUUAUAAGAGGAUCUACAGUGACUAAGAAAUUAAAAUAUGAUGAAGAUAUAAUAGCGGCGGCGUAUACAUCAUUCAAUAGUGGUGGAUCUGGGUGUGAUACAAAUCCCACCGAUGCUUUAAUAAUAUGUCUUCGAAAAUCAGCUUACGUUAACUAUCCUGAUGGAAGAUCGUACGUCGUGAGCUUUCCAUUUAGCUUGAAAAGUGCAUUUCCUUUUGAAUCUGGAAUAAUACUAGAAAAGGACCAAACGGUCCCAUCAUUAUCUAGCAUCGAUAAUCUACAUCCACAACAAUUGCACGCCGCAAAGUUUCUCACAUUGGUUGAUCCAAUUGGAGACUUCAGGAUAAUAACUUCAUCCUCAACUUCAGUCAUAUCUCCCCAUGAGAGGUUGAUGACAUUCCCAGCAAAGGGUUUGAACAAAACCUCUACCAUAUGUGCUACAUUCAAUACUCUGGAGAAAACUGUAGUAUUAUAUCAUAUACGAUCUUCCACUAGGGGAAACAAAAAGCCAGUCACAAGUUCAUCAAAAUUCACGAAGAGAAAACAGAGUAUGAUUUCAACCCCAAACCCUUCAAGGAUUCCUGAGGAUGAGAGUGUGCAUCUUGACCCUAAUCAUAAUAAUAACUCCAUUUCAAUGGUAGUCUACAAAAUGUCAUUUCUAUGA